GCUUCCAGAGUUCAGUCCCUUGCCGGAAGAAGCCCCGGGAAGAGUCUUUUGCAUCAUUGUCGAUCAAGUAGAUCGAACAUCAUGCCUACUGAGGCAGUAGAAAAGCCGGUUGAAGAAACCAAGCCAGAGGAGUCUGCGUCGUCAGAUUCAGAUGAUGACGACUCUCUGCCAGAGCUGGAAGAGCAAGAUGCUGCAGCCUUGCAACAACAGAGCCAGGUGGCAGCUGCUGCUGGGUUAUCUGAAGAGCUGGUUUCCAAAGCAAAGCAAAGUCGUAGUGAGAAAAAAGCAAGGAAGGCGAUGUCCAAAUUAGGUCUUAAACCAGUGACUGGGGUAACAAGAGUCACCAUCAGAAAAUCUAAAAAUAUUCUUUUUGUCAUCAACCGGCCAGACGUUUUCAAGAGUCCUGCCUCUGACACUUAUAUUGUAUUUGGUGAGGCCAAGAUAGAAGAUCUGAACCAGCAGGCACAAAUGGCAGCUGCUGAAAAGUUCCGCGACAAGCCACCUGCUGGGCCUGGUGACUUGCCUUCUACAGUAUCACAACCCAUACCAGAGGAAUCAGAAGAGGAGGAAGAGGAGGAUGAGACUGGAGUAGAGCAGAAGGACAUUGAACUGGUUAUGUCACAAGCCAACGUUUCUAAAGCUAAAGCAAUCCGUGCCCUCAAGAACAAUAAUAAUGACAUCGUCAAUGCCAUCAUGGAACUGACGAUGUAAAAAGGAUGCGUGUUUUACCUGCUGUCUGUGUCUGCUUGUGUUUUGUGUUAGCUUUGUGAUAAUAAACAUUUAUUUACAGUU
Molecule: messenger RNA, 792 nt
Organism: Pomacea canaliculata
Lineage: Eukaryota; Metazoa; Mollusca; Gastropoda; Architaenioglossa; Ampullariidae
Product: nascent polypeptide-associated complex subunit alpha-like
Exons: 7
Coding region: 82-711 (209 amino acids)
Biological process (GO): protein targeting to membrane
Cellular component (GO): cytoplasm; nascent polypeptide-associated complex
Source: RefSeq, a predicted model, not a curated record